AUGGCCAUCCAUGUGGAAGGGCUGGUGGCGAUUGUCAUCUUCUACUUGCUGAUCCUCGGUGUGGGAAUAUGGGCCGCCUGGAAGAACAAGAACUCGGGCGUGGAGGAGGGAGCGGACCGCAGUGAGACCAUCAUGGUCGGAGGGAGAGACAUCGGACUGUUUGUGGGAGCGUUUACCAUGACAGCUACAUGGGUGGGAGGUGGAUACAUUAACGGCACUGCUGAGUAUGUGUAUCUGCCAGGUUAUGGCUUGGCCUGGGCGCAAGCUCCCUUUGGAUAUGCCAUGAGUCUGGUACUGGGUGGUCUGUUCUUCGCCAAGCCCAUGCGCUCCCGUGGCUACGUCACCAUGUUGGACCCUUUCCAGCAGCUGUACGGAAAGCGCAUGGGUGGCCUGCUCUUCAUCCCCGCGCUCAUGGGGGAGAUCUUCUGGUCGGCCGCCAUCUUAUCAGCCCUCGGAGCAACACUGAGCGUCAUUGUGGACAUCGAUAUAAACAUGUCAGUCAUCAUUUCUGCCCUCAUCGCCAUUUUCUACACACUGGUUGGCGGUGUUUACUCAGUGGCCUACACAGACGUGGUUCAGCUCUUCUGCAUCUUUCUGGGACUGUGGAUCAGUGUCCCGUUUGCGCUGUCGAACCCUGUUGUGUCUGACAUCGGCCUGACUGCUGUGAAGGAGCUCUACCAGGAUCCCUGGCUGGGGUCGAUCGAAAGUAAAGAUAAAUGGAUGUGGGCAGACAACUUCUGCCUACUGAUGCUGGGGGGAAUUCCCUGGCAGGUCUAUUUUCAACGGGUUCUUUCUGCUUCUUCAGCUACCUACGCCCAAGUCCUUUCCUUCUUGGCUGCCUUUGGCUGCAUCAUUAUGGCCAUACCCUCCGUCCUGAUCGGAGCCAUUGGGGCCUCUACAGACUGGAAUAGGACGACCUAUGGGGAAAUCCCUCCCAUGGAGAAAGACGAGUCUGAAAUGAUUCUUCCAAUCGUGUUGCAGUACCUGUGCCCGCCCUACAUCUCCUUCUUUGGGCUGGGGGCAGUGUCUGCUGCAGUGAUGUCAUCGGCUGACUCAUCCAUCCUUUCAGCCAGUUCCAUGUUCGCCAGGAACAUCUACCAACUGGCCUUCCGGCAGUCGGCAUCAGACAGAGAGAUAGUCUGGGUCAUGCGGAUCACCAUCUUUGUUUUUGGUGCUCUGGCAACAGCUAUGGCUCUCCUGACAGGUACAGUGUAUGGGCUCUGGUACCUAAGCUCAGACUUGGUCUACGUGAUCAUCUUCCCACAGCUCCUCAGUGUCCUGUUUGUGAAAGGCACAAACACCUAUGGCUCAGUGGCAGGCUACAUCUUCGGCCUGAUCCUGCGCAUCGGCGGCGGUGAGCCUUACCUCAAACUACCCCCUUUUAUCUAUUACCCUGGCUGGUACAUCACGGAAAAGAAGCAUCACAAAACAGGGGAAGUGGAAUAUCUGAUAACGCAGAGGUUUCCCUUCAAGACAGUCUCCAUGCUGGCCUCCUUCCUGGGCAACAUGGCUUUCUCUUACCUGUUCAAGUACUUGUUUGAGAGUGGCAAACUGUCAGCCAAGUACGACUUCCUGGACGCGGUAGUGGCUAAGCACAGUGCUGAGAUCAUGGACAGGACCACGCUGGUGAACAGGAAUGUUAUUGGGCUGAAUGAGAUGGCACCAGUGCGGCCACGUCUCAGUGUCACUUUGGCCAGCGCCUUCAGCAGGAAGGAAACCCUCACUGAAGAGGAGGAGGAGGACUCCAGCCCAGAGUCUCCUCAUCAUGAAAAUGAGUAAAGACCACUACCUUUUCAAAUAGGACUAUGGCCAUGAUGGGAAGGACAGCACCUCGUGAAAUUAACUUCUUUGACAACGGAUGAAAAUGGACAGUUUAUUUUAACCGUACGUAUUGGAUUUUCCAUUGCUGCAGCAGGAUAAGCCAGAAUGGCCAAACAGGAGCAGAAAAACAUGGGACAUAUUGCAUCAUAGACAGUACAGUAUUACAUCAUUCCAUUAGGAAGAAGGUUAGCUGAAGGUUCAGUACUCUUCAGUAUGGUAUGUAUAAACCUUGAACUCAUUUUGCUCAUCUGCUCUGAAGGAAAUCCCUAACUACCACGACUACACCAUUCCCAUUUGAGGCAAUAUUCAUUUCGCUGAACCUUAUCCUAGGUCAGGUCUUAUUUACUAAACCUAAAUAAAAUACACUGUGCAUUAGCAUACAGGUUUAAAGCCUAUGUAGCCAAAAUCAGAGUUCCAUGUUAUA
Molecule: messenger RNA, 2245 nt
Organism: Neoarius graeffei (lesser salmon catfish)
Lineage: Eukaryota; Metazoa; Chordata; Actinopteri; Siluriformes; Ariidae
Gene: slc5a7a
Product: solute carrier family 5 member 7a
Exons: 8
Coding region: 1-1779 (592 amino acids)
Biological process (GO): choline transport; synaptic transmission, cholinergic; transmembrane transport
Cellular component (GO): dendrite; perikaryon; plasma membrane
Molecular function (GO): choline:sodium symporter activity
Source: RefSeq, a predicted model, not a curated record